AUGGGAUUCUUGACUGUGGGUAUAAAAGGAUAUAUACCCGCAGUGGGGUCGUAUGAGGAUGUAAUUUUCACCAAAAGAGCUAGACUUCGUCAGCGGCAGGCGGCAAGAAUCAAGCGUGACAAAGCCCAGAAACAAAGGGGUGAUAAUGUGGAACCUACGGUGAAGCCUGAGUCCCUUGUCCCAGUUGCUCGGUUUCAGGGCUCUCGUCUUGCUUCUGCUCCGUUGCCUUCUCCAUAUGAACGAACAGGAAAGGUGGCAAGACACACUUAUUCAGGGGGAUCUGUCGGUGCAGCCAUUGUUGAGGCUGAAAAUAGCUUAGAGCUGGAGACACGUGACAACAAAGAGGAGCUGAAGGCGAAGCUUAAAGACUUAAUUCGUGAGAAGUCAGACCUUUUGAAUAGAGAUGACCAAGAAGAAGACAAGGUGAGAUUGGGUGAGGAUGGGUGGAAGGAAAGGUACUACAAGGAAAAGUUCUCAGUUGAAACCUUUGAUGAGAUUGAAGCAGUACGAAAAGAUGUUGUUCUAAAAUACGUACAAGGCUUGUGCUGGGUGAUGGAAUAUUAUUAUGAAGGUGUUUUUCCAGCUGCAAGUUCCCAUGCGCUACCUGAGCAUUAUAGGAAAUUGAUGGCUGGCCCAACUUCACCGAUUAUUGAUUUUUAUCCGACUGAUUUUGAAGUUGACAUGAAUGGCAAGCGGUUUGCAUGGAAGGGUAUCGCUAAAUUACCAUUCAUUGAUGAAAGUCGUCUUCUUGCUGAGAUAAAAAAAGUGGAACAUACUUUGACAGAGGAGGAAGCAAAAAGAAACAGCUUCAUGGAAAAUAUGUUGUUCAUCUCGACAUCUAACUCGCUCUCUCCAUACAUAUUUUGCCUCGCUGAUCAGUUGUCUAACAAAAAAGGGGCUGAAGUGAAAGAAAAAAUUGACCCCAAGGCCAGUGGCGGGAUGAAUGGAUAUAUAUCUCUUUGUAAUGGAGAUCGUUGCCCACCGGUCUUUCAAUCGCCUGUUCCCGGAAUGGACGAUAUUAUGAAUAAUCAAGUCAUCUGUGCUAUUUACAGACUUCCUGAUGCACAUACUCAUGUCGCUCGACCUUCAGCUGGUGUUAUCUUCUCAAAGAGGAUGGUCGAAGUAGAAGAUUUGAAGCCACCACCUACUUUAUGGCAUGAAGAUAAUGGAAGGAAACCAUGGGAAAAUGUCAGGAAAAACAACCACCACGGAAAUGGAAGGGGUUCUGGUCGACAUCUUGGGGAGGCAGCACAUAAAUUUGUCAAUAACAGUUUACAGUUUAAGAUAGACCAUAAACGGGUUAACCCGUAAACCCGCAGGUUUAACCCGUUACGGGUGCGGGUUGAAGAAAUGACCACCCGUGAAGAAUAUCAACCCGCGGGUUUUGAUCCGUGUUAACCCGAACCCGUGUAACC
Papaver somniferum (opium poppy) is the source of this 1415-nucleotide messenger RNA. Its product is annotated as 5'-3' exoribonuclease 3-like. Lineage: Eukaryota; Viridiplantae; Streptophyta; Magnoliopsida; Ranunculales; Papaveraceae. The record is from RefSeq and is a predicted model, not a curated record. The coding region runs from base 1 to 1311 and encodes 436 amino acids. Gene Ontology annotation, cellular component: nucleus. Gene Ontology annotation, biological process: nuclear-transcribed mRNA catabolic process. Gene Ontology annotation, molecular function: 5'-3' RNA exonuclease activity; RNA binding. The transcript is spliced from 2 exons.